UGGGGGGAAGUGUCUACUGUCCCAAGGCCAAGAACACGGUGAGCCAGUCUAAUCCGCAUCUGUAGAAUUGGCGCCCUUGCUCGUUGGGGAAAUGGCGAUGACACUGUUGGAAGACUGGUGCAGGGGGAUGGAUGUGAACGCCCAGAGGGCUCUACUGGUGUGGGGGAUCCCGGUGAACUGUGAUGAGGCAGAAAUUGAAGAGACCCUCCAGGCUGCGAUGCCCCAGGUCCCCUAUCGAGUACUUGGGAGAAUGUUCUGGAGGGAAGAGAAUGCCAAAGCAGCCUUGUUAGAGCUCACUGGCGCUGUCGAUUACUCCGCGAUCCCCAGGGAGAUGCCAGGCAAAGGAGGGGUCUGGAAGGUGAUCUUUAAGCCCCCCACUUCCGAUGCUGAGUUUUUAGAAAGGUUGCACCUGUUUCUAGCUAGAGAAGGGUGGACCGUGCAAGAUGUUGCCCGUGUCCUUGGGUUUCAAAACCCUGCUCCAGUCCCAGGCCCAGAAAUGCCAGCAGAGAUGCUCAACUAUAUUUUGGAUAAUGUCAUUCAGCCCCUUGUUGAAUCUAUAUGGUACAAGAAACUGACGCUGUUCUCUGGGCGGGACAUCCCGGGGCCUGGGGAGGAGACCUUUGAUCCCUGGCUGGAGCACACUAAUGAAGUCAUAGAGGAGUGGCAGGUGUCUGAUGUAGAAAAGAGAAGGCGUUUGAUGGAGAGUCUGAGAGGCCCUGCCGCUGAUGUCAUCCGCAUCCUCAAGACCAACAACCCUGCCAUAACCACCGCUGAAUGCCUGAAGGCUCUGGAGCAGGUGUUUGGGAGCGUUGAGAGUUCCAGGGAUGCGCAGGUCAGGUUUCUGAACACAUACCAGAACCCGGGAGAAAAGUUAUCAGCUUACGUCAUUCGUCUGGAGCCUCUGCUGCAAAAGGUGGUGGAGAAGGGGGCCAUUGAUAAAGAUAACGUGAACCAGGCCCGCCUGGAGCAGGUCAUUGCGGGAGCCAACCAUAGUGGGGCCAUCCGAAGGCAGCUGUGGCUGACCGGGGCUGCAGAAGGGCCGGCCCCUAACCUCUUCCAGUUGCUAGUGCAGAUCCGUGAGGAGGAGGCCAAAGAGGAGGAGGAGGAGGCUGAGGCCGCCCUCCUGCAGUUAGGCCUGGAGGGUCACUUCUGAGUCCCCGGAGAGGAGGCUUUUGUGCAGACCUAGAUGAGAGCUGCUUUCCGUGUCCUUGUGCCGUCAUACAGGCCUGCCUCGAGAAGUAAAGACCUAGCCCUGUUCUGUUUUUUGUUGCUUUUUUUGUGGUGGGGGGGGGCGGGGCAGGGGAGUCAGGCCUGUAUAUUCCUGUAACAUUUGUAAAAUUGUUCAAGCGGAGCACCAUGAAUUGUUGCAAAAAAUACAAGUGGGUCAUGCUGGCUUAAAUGCCAGGGAAAGACUUGGACACAAGUGCUUGGUGCAAGCUGUCAUCAAGGCAUCCUCAGUUGUGAAAACCAUGAACCUGGGACACUUACCAUCAAGAUAUCUUAAUUAAAUGUGACAUUGCAUGUUCAGAUGUUUAGUACAGAGCCUGGCUUGCAGGAAGUGUCCAGUAAUAAUGUGAACUGUUAACAUUUGUUACUAAUACCGUGAAUAGUUUGUUUACUGUCAGCUGUUCCUGAUUUAUAUUAAUUGGAAAAAAUGUGCACUUAUUAGAUGAUUUUACUCAGUUUUACAAUGCAGAUUUCUUUCUCAUCUUUCAACAUCUGGAUCCGUCUAACUGAAUUCUUUGACUACA
Castor canadensis (American beaver) is the source of this 1751-nucleotide messenger RNA. It is a transcript of the gene Pnma1, whose product is annotated as PNMA family member 1. The record is from RefSeq and is a predicted model, not a curated record. Lineage: Eukaryota; Metazoa; Chordata; Mammalia; Rodentia; Castoridae.